AUGGCCUAGCAGCGAUGUCUCAGCUUUUCUAUCGCCGGACGGACAACUCCACGUACCAGGACCGCAUCCCGCUGCGCAUAGUGCGGUCCGAAUCGGAGCUGUCGGCCCAGGAGAAGGCCUACCUGAGCGCGGUGGAGAAGGGCGACUACGCCAGCGUCACGCAGGCCCUGGAGGAGGCCGAGAUCUACUUCAAGAUCAACAUCAACUGCACGGACCCGCUGGGCCGCACGGCGCUGCUCAUCGCCAUCGAGAACGAGAACCUGGAGAUCGUGGAGCUGCUGCUGGGCUUCAACGUGUACGUGGGCGAUGCCCUGCUGCAUGCCAUCCGCAAGGAGGUGGUGGGGGCCGUCGAGCUCUUGCUCAACCACAAGAAGCCCAGCGGGGAGAAGCAGGUUCCGCCAAUUCUGCUGGACAAGCAGUUCUCCGACUUCACGCCGGACAUCACCCCCAUCAUCCUGGCCGCGCACACCAACAACUACGAGAUCAUCAAGCUGCUGGUGCAGAAGGGCGUGUCCAUGCCCCAGCCGCACGAGGUGCGCUGCAACUGCGUGGAGUGCGUGUCGGGCUCGGACGUGGACAGCCUGCGGCAGUCCCGCUCGCGCCUCAACAUCUACCGCGCGCUGGCCAGCCCCUCGCUGGUCGCCCUGUCCAGCGAGGACCCCUUCCUCACCGCCUUCCAGCUCAGCUGGGAGCUGCAGGAGCUCAGCACGGUGGAGAACGAGUUCAAGCAGGAGUACGAGGAGCUGUCGCACCAGUGCAAGCAGUUCGCCAAGGACCUGCUGGACCAGACGCGCAGCUCCCGCGAGCUGGAGGUGAUCCUCAACUUCCGCGACGACGUCAACCUCCUGGAGGAGGAGAGCAACUACGACCUGGCCCGGCUGAAGCUUGCCAUCAAGUAUCGCCAGAAGGAGUUUGUGGCCCAGCCAAACUGUCAGCAGCUGUUGGCGUCGCGCUGGUACGACGAGUUCCCCGGCUGGCGGCGGAGACACUGGGCGGUGAAGUUCCUCACCUGCGUCUUCAUUGGACUGCUGUUCCCGCUCCUCUCCCUCUGCUACCUCCUCAUGCCCAAGAGCCGCCACGGCCUCUUCAUCCGCAAGCCCUUCAUCAAGUUCAUCUGCCACACCGCGUCCUACCUCACCUUCCUCUUCCUCCUCCUCCUCGCCUCCCAGCACAUUGCCAAGACGGACCCCUCGCGCCAAGGCCCGGCUCCCUCCCCUGUGGAGUGGAUGAUCCUGCCGUGGGUCUUAGGGUUCAUAUGGACGGAGAUCAAGCAGAUGUGGGAUGGGGGGUUUCAGGACUACAUCCACGACUGGUGGAACCUCAUGGACUUUGUCAUGAAUUCUCUGUACUUGGCCACCAUUUCGCUGAAGAUCGUUGCAUAUGUUAAGUACAGCGGCUGUAAGCCGCGGGAGAACUGGGAGAUGUGGCACCCCACGCUGGUGGCGGAGGCCGUGUUCGCCAUCGCCAACAUCUUCAGCUCGCUGCGGCUCAUCUCGCUGUUCACCGCCAACUCGCACCUGGGCCCACUGCAGAUCUCCCUGGGCCGCAUGCUGCUGGACAUCCUCAAGUUCCUCUUCAUCUACUGCCUGGUGCUGCUGGCCUUCGCCAACGGCCUCAACCAGCUCUACUUCUACUACGAGACGGACGAGGCGGACGAGGUCAAAGGGUGCAAGGGCAUCCGCUGCGAGCACCAGAACAACGCCUUCUCCACGUGA
Molecule: messenger RNA, 1715 nt
Organism: Conger conger (European conger)
Lineage: Eukaryota; Metazoa; Chordata; Actinopteri; Anguilliformes; Congridae
Product: short transient receptor potential channel 4-like
Exons: 5
Coding region: 15-1715 (566 amino acids)
Biological process (GO): calcium ion transmembrane transport; regulation of cytosolic calcium ion concentration; manganese ion transport
Cellular component (GO): membrane; cation channel complex
Molecular function (GO): store-operated calcium channel activity; protein binding; inositol 1,4,5 trisphosphate binding
Source: RefSeq, a predicted model, not a curated record